Molecule: messenger RNA, 2328 nt
Organism: Condylostylus longicornis
Lineage: Eukaryota; Metazoa; Arthropoda; Insecta; Diptera; Dolichopodidae
Product: beta-1,3-galactosyltransferase 1-like
Exons: 6
Coding region: 268-1677 (469 amino acids)
Cellular component (GO): membrane
Molecular function (GO): hexosyltransferase activity
Source: RefSeq, a predicted model, not a curated record
UGGUAAUACUGUCCUUGACUUUUAGAAUGUAGGAUUGAGAACAAUAAUUUUUAAUUCGCUUGCAAAAAAAAGUUUGCGAAAAAAGUAAAAAAUGUAUAAGCUAAAGCAGUUAACAAAAUUAAUUUCAAGUUGAAGUACAAUUCUUAAAACACAAUUUAAAAGUAAUUUAAAUGUACAAUAGUUACUUUAAAACAAGAAGUUAUCCUGAUCCUGUGCUUAAGGACAUAUUCUUCAUCCGUUGAAUUUUUAUGUAUUUGGCAAAACAAAAUGGGGAAACAUUCUCUUAAAGCAGCAUCUUUAUCGUUUUCAAAGAGCGGAAUUGCGGCUCAACCAUUGCUGUGUAAUGAAAAGAACUAUGAACGGAAUGAGGAACAGCAUUCUCUAAGUACGAAAUCAAAUAGACAUCAAAUUCACCGCCGAGCAAGGCGUUUAGUUCGAAUUUUUCUAAUAUCACUUGGAAUUUCAAGUCUUUGUUUUUUCUUGUACGUGUAUAUUCCUAUAUUAAGCGCCAUCCAUUCAAGAUCUAUGUCGAUUAGCGGUUGGGGCUAUAACACUUCCAAAGAUACUGCAAAUUAUGUUUACCCAAAUAGAGAUACUACACUUAUUAAUCCUAGUAACGUUUGUUCAAACAAUUUCUUUUUGUUAAUUGUGGUUACUUCAUCAAUAACAAACUUUGCUGAAAGAUUAACUAUUCGGGAAACUUGGGGUAAUGUAACAGAAUUUAAUUAUCCAAUGUUUUCUGAAAUGCACUCUAACAAUGCUGGUGGAUACUUAAAUGUAAAGGAAAUGGUUGUAAGAAUGCAUGCAGAUCACCUGAAUUUACCCAAUGUUACUAAUAUAAGCAAUUUUACUGAGCUUAUAAAUAAUACGACAAUACCAGUAAAAGUUGUAUUUUUAAUUGGACGUGGCGGGCCUAAUAAUUUCGUUGGAAAUGAAACUAUAUCUAGGUUAAAAGUUGAAUCUGAGCAAUAUGGUGACUUAAUUCAGGAAGAUUUCGUUGAUACAUAUAAUAAUUUGACGUUAAAAUCUGUAAUGAUGUUAAAAUGGAUUCAACAGAAAUGUUUGAAAAAAAUGAAAUUUGUUCUGAAGUGUGAUGAUGACACCUUCGUCAAUGUACCAAAUUUGUUACAUUUUCUUUUAGGUGGUACAAUACCUGUGUACAAAGAUACUUUGAAAAUGUUCGAUUCAAAAACCGUGAAUGCUCUAGCUCCAUCAAAUCGCAUGAUAAAAUCCAGGGAUUUGCUUAUAGGGUACAUGUUUUGUGAUGCUAAGCCAAUAAGCGAUAUAACAAAUAAGUGGUAUACUCCAAUGUAUAUGUAUGCGGGUGAAAAAUAUCCGAAUUAUUUAUCUGGAUCUGGUUAUUUAAUGUCAACAGAUGUUGUUGGUAAACUCUAUGAUGCCUCGCUUAACGUGUCAAUAUUUCAUUUAGAAGAUGUUUAUGUUACUGGAAUAUGUGCUGAAAAAGCAAAGGUUAAGAGGAGACAUAAUCCAUUAUUUAUAUUUCAUCAUAGUCAUGUUAGCUGUAGUUAUAAAGGAAUUAUUACCCGGCAUUAUUUAAAUACAGAUGAGCUAAGAGAAUAUUAUAAUUUUGUAGCUAACACAACAAUUAAAUGUCCAAAGCUAGAAAAAUAUUUUAGAUUAAAUCGAUUACAAGUUCGUCUAAAAAAUUGUAAUUAAAAUAAUCAAUAAUAUAUACAUAUUUAUAAAAAAUAUUUAUGUACAUAGUUAUAUUACAAUAUUUAAGUAUGUUAUUAUGAAAAAAGUCAUAUAGCUGCUGUGUAAGUUUAAAGUUGAUAUAUUUUAAUUUUAUAUUUAUUCUUGUUCUUUUUAUUUUUGAAUAUUAAGGAUAAAUUAACUAGUAAAGUUCGCGAGAUUCAUUUAUAUAAUUGCAAAUAAUGACUGCCUUAAUGUCUGUGAAUGGAUGUGAAUUUGAAGCGCUUAUAUAAAGUUGUAGUUUGUUUCUAAGCUUUUGAGCUCGAUGAUAAUUUUCAUUUAAAUUAAAAACAAAUAAAAGGAAUCAUUAUGUUAUGAACUCUUAAUAUUCUAAACUGCACUACAUAUUUUUAUAAAAUUAUUUAAAUUUCUGUGGAUGAAAAAAUUUGUAUUUUCAAAGUCAAAGUUAUAUUUUCAAAGUUUCGCAUAAAUUAUUUAAGUAAAUGCAACUUUACUAGUUUCUAUCGUAAUUUGCAUCAAGUUACUGUUAUUUUAUACUAUUUCUACUGCACAAUUUAUUGAAAUCUAAAAGUAUUAAUACAAAGAUUGUAAACAUAUAAAAUAAGCUACGUACAUGGUACGUUUUUUGUAUACUUGUAUGUCCAUUAAUAUAUA